This is a messenger RNA of Eleginops maclovinus (Patagonian blennie), 5599 nucleotides long. RefSeq names its product calcium/calmodulin-dependent protein kinase type IV. The transcript has 12 exons. Lineage: Eukaryota; Metazoa; Chordata; Actinopteri; Perciformes; Eleginopidae. The coding region runs from base 589 to 2025 and encodes 478 amino acids. Gene Ontology annotation, molecular function: calmodulin binding; ATP binding; calcium/calmodulin-dependent protein kinase activity. Gene Ontology annotation, biological process: protein phosphorylation. The record is from RefSeq and is a predicted model, not a curated record.
AGCGUCUCUGUCUCUGCAGAUCCCGCGGACAUCUGGAGCUGCCCUGCCUGGGAAUCAAACAUCCUCACCGAGCACCGAGCACUGACAUCCCGCAUUGACCAAGCCCGGUGUGUCGCUGUCUGUUUCCCCAGUGAAAACAACCCCCUGGAUCCGGUUUUGUUGUGGUUGCUGUCCGGGCUGGCUCUCCUGCAGGCUGCAGGACUCCGGAGGGACCCCUCGGUAAAAACACGGAAACACGAAGGAAACCCGGGACUAAGAGGUGAUGCACUGAAGUGAUCCGACAUCUGAGAGCGUUUUAGGCCCUAUGUGAGCUGCGACACACCCGGACCUGGUGAGUCUCGAACCCGGAUCCUGCUGAAAUCUGGACCCAGAAGAUGUCUGGAUUAAAGCCCAUCAGGAUCAUGAAUCAUCCCCCCUCUGCUCCUUUAAUCCGGGUUUUACGGAGCUGGAUUUAAAUCUGAGAUCUGAUCUGGAUUACUCUGCUCCUGGAUCUGAUCGGUUCACGUCCUGGUCCCGGUCCCGGUGUGAUCUUGGAUUCGGUCCUGAUUGUUUGUUUUUCUGAAGUGGGGGGGAGUUCUGCUGUCAGCCAUGCCGACGUCCCGGCCCGGUUCUGCGCCGGUGGAGUUCUGGGUGGACGGGUCGAGGCGGGACGGGACGGUGGAGGAGUUCUACACCCUGAGCUCCGAGCUGGGCAGAGGAGCGACGUCCAUCGUUUAUCGCUGUGAGGAGAAACAGACGCAGAAACCCUACGCCCUCAAAGUUCUCAAGAAAACGAUUGACAAGAAAAUAGUCCGUACAGAAAUCGGAGUCCUGCUGCGUCUCUCCCAUCCAAACAUCAUCCAGCUGAAGGACAUUUUUGAGACGGACACGGACAUCGCUCUGGUCCUGGAGCUGGUGACGGGAGGAGAGCUGUUCGACAGGAUCGUGGAGCGAGGGUACUACAGUGAAAGAGACGCAGCGCACGUCAUCAAACAGAUCCUGGAGGCCGUGGCGUAUCUGCACGAGAACGGCGUCGUGCAUCGUGACCUGAAACCGGAGAACCUGCUGUACGCUGAUCUGUCGCUGGACGCUCCGCUGAAGAUCGCCGACUUUGGUCUUUCCAAAAUCAUCGACGAUCAGGUGACCAUGAAGACGGUCUGUGGCACACCGGGCUACUGCGCUCCGGAGAUCCUGCGGGGGAACGCGUACGGCCCCGAGGUGGACAUGUGGUCGGUGGGCGUCAUCCUCUACAUCCUACUCUGUGGGUUCGAGCCCUUCUUCGACCCGAGGGGAGAUCAGUACAUGUACAGCCGAAUCCUGAACUGCGACUACGAGUUUGUGUCUCCGUGGUGGGACGACGUUUCCCUCAACGCCAAGGAUCUGGUCAGUAAGCUGAUCGUCCUCGACCCUCACAAGCGUCUCAGUGUGCGGGAGGCCCUGCAACACCCCUGGGUCCUCGGCAAAGCCGCCCGCUUCUCUCACAUGGACACCGCCCAGAGGAAGCUACAGGAGUUUAACGCUCGCCGCAAACUUAAGGCUGCCAUGAAAGCCGUCGUGGCCACCAGUCGGAUGCACGAGAGCUCGCGGCGUCGCACUGACAGCUGUGAGAUCCCCGGCUCGGGGACGUCCAGGCAGAGCAGCAUGCAGCAGGACCCGCCUCCAGAGUCCACCAGCCCCACCCCCGGUGACGAAGAGGCCCCGCCUGCGAACCAACAACCGUCUGAGGGGGACGAAUUAAAGCCCUCCGACCAAAUCGCCCUCGCCCCGUCCCCUCCACGCACCCCAGAACCCCCGCCAAGCUCUGCUGCCACGCCAACAGGCCCCGCCCCCAUCAGGCCGCCACUCCGGGUCGAGGGGAUUCGACAGGCGUCCGUCAUCCCCAAAACCAUGCUGGUACAGCCCCGCCUGCAGCAGAAGAGCUACUCCAUGGUUGAGCCCUCCCCCAGGGUCGAUGCCACGCUGGCCAAGCCUCCAAGUCCCAGCAGCCUCAGCAACGGCUUCACGCCGGGGGCGGAGCCUGCCAGUAAGACCACCCCCUGCCAGUGAUCCCAUAUCGCUUAGAAAAACUCCACUUCAUCUUCCUCUUUACAAACAUCUCAAAUCAUUUAAAGGGACCAAAUGAACCCACAGCUUCUGUUGUAUACGGAGCUAACGUUUAACAUUAAACUUCCAUAUCUGCGGCUACGCUAACGUGCUAACAGAUACACUCGAGGGUUUGUUGGGUGUUUUUGCAGCUAGGAUAGAUGUUCCGUGUUUGUUGAGCUGCUGGGUUUUAGUAAGGAGGCUGGGUAGGAUUCAAGAUUUGAGAAAGGAUAAGGGAUAAGCGUACCAAGGGACUUACAAGUUUCUUAAUCCGGGAAAGAAAAUCAUCCUUGUAGAUCUUUAUAUUUGAACCUUGGGGUGGGAGUACUUUUUGGGAUAUUCUCUGAGAUUAAAGUGGUCAAUUUAUGAGAAUAAACACUCACAUUUAUGAGAAUAAACACUCACAUUUAUGAGAAUAAACACUGACAUUUAUGAGAAUACUGGAGUUGAGUGAAGAGUAGAUCCGACCUUGCAAAGUGAAGCGCAGUUUCUGACUAUUUUCCAUGAAAUUUGUGACUUAAAUCUCAGAGAAUUUGAAUAUAUGUUUCAUGCAAAUGUAGAGAGACAAUUUUUCUUGAAAAUGUUGCUCUCUAAAUUAAUUUAAAAUGUUUAACCUCGGAUGCUCUUGGAAAACAGACAUCAGUUUGGACUGUGCGUUUCUGCCAAUUAAAACACGUAGAUAGUAAGAAGUUCAGACGUGGUCCAGAUGUGGUUAGCCUAGCUUAGCAUAAAGACUGACUGAGAACAGCUAGCUUGGCUCUGGUCUACAAACACCUACCAACACCUCAGUAGCUCAACCACAUACUUUGUUUGUAUCUAUAGUAAGUGGUAGCGACCUUUCAAUCACAAGGCCGCUCCUUUAUCGUCUAUUUUACUCUAAGUGGGACCAUAGUUUAAAAAAUGCUGUAUUUAGAAUUACUAGAACUAGCGGUUUGAAACAUAAUCUCAUCAAGAACAUGUUUACUGAGAUAAUUUAUCAAGUUAGAGGCAAGGUCAUUUUCUCAUAGACUCUCAUAGACAUUUUUCUGAACCAGGUAGGUCGCCCCCUGCUGGUUGUUAGAGAGCAUGUAGGUUUAAGGUACUUCCCUUAAGGCUUUACUUUUGAGACUUUAAGGCUAUGUCCACUUCGUUUACAGUGUCUAAGGUUUAAUCCGCACAAACACAGAAACCAGAGACGCUGCACUGAGGCUCCGGGCGGAUGGAUGUAAAGACUUGAAACGGGACAAACAGAGACUCUGGUUUCUUCCUCUUUUGGAAACAGAAGGUGACUUUUUUCCUCGAAUGCUCAGGACGGAGCUGAUUGUAUUUUAUUAAACUUUAUUAAACACACGUCUGCAUGGACACUGGUGUGAAAGACGAGGAGAAACAGAGCUGCUUCUUCUUCUGCAUCCCUUUGAGUGUCGGGCAGCUUCAGACAAAGAGACUCUGAUAAAAGUUUGAAGACACAAUCUGCUUCUUUUUUGUUUUUAAUCCUUUCUACUCUUUACUGUUGACUCCCGCUGGAUUUAUUCUGCAGCCGAAUGAGUAGAUAGAUCCGGUGUUUAUUUCAGUGACGUGUUGUUUUAGCGAGUGAAACGCAGUGUUGUUUACACUUCUAUCAGCAGUGUGACGAUGAUCUCCUGUUUGCACCGUACAUAGUUUGGUUUCAAGAUUAUAUCUGACAUCUUUACAGCCCAACCAGAGACACAAUCAGUGUUCAGACCCCCCCUAAAAUAUACCAAAUUUGACUUUUGUCAUUCAAGGGUAUCUUUUAACCUGGAAAUGUUUCCCCAUGUGUUCAUUUUUAAAUGAAUAAUGUGGACACCAAUUUUAGAUGUUGGUCUAGUAUUGAUCGAGAAACAGGCAGCAAUGAAAUCCUAUCAGGCAAUUCAUCAGCGGCAAAGUAAAUCCACUUAAAGUUUGUUUUAUAAAUGUCUGACAACAUUUUGGAAAGGACCCUAGACAGAAUAAAUCAAAAUACAAUUCUUAAAGGGGUCUUAAUGAUCUUUUUGGGGGGUAUCCCUUUCCUAGUGUGUUAUAAAGGUUUUAGUGCAUGUAAAUGGUCUGCAAAGGCCAAAAUCCCUGUGUUCCCCCUGCCUGAAUCACGUCCAUUGGACUCCUUUGUUUAAUCCCGGAACAAAGUGACAUCACUAUUUAUCUCUCAUGCUUCAGUUGGCUAGCGCUCCAACACAUUGUAUGUGAUAGGUCAAGGGGCGGGACAUCUGCAGGUGGUGGACAAAUCAGAGCAGACUGGGCUCUGGUUUCAGACAGAGGGUGAGAAGAGGUGCUGCAGCACAGGCAGUAUGAGAACGAUAAAGAGCUUUUUGAACAUUAAAGCAUGGAGACAUGUCCCAGGAGAGACACAAAAUACUGAUAUGAAUCUGAAAAUGAGUGUAGCAUGGGAUAGACACACUUACAUACAGAGCGAAAAGAAAAAGGUCUAAUUUCUCUGCAUGGGUCCUCUCCGUAAUGUUGUCAAAUACUCUUAAUAAUCUAACCCUGGCUGAGGCAAAAACAAGCAGGACAUACGUUGAUAGUGAUGAAUUAACAACACAUUUCAUCCCCAUUACAUACAAAUGUGGAAAGAUAGGGUGCAAGUUGAAGAAGCAAAGUAAACGUUUAAAUGAAACCCUUUCGACCACACGUUCUACCUCUCUUUGUACAGGGGCUUCCAAAAAUAAUAAUAAAUAAAAGCAUCUCAAAUAAAUCUUGCCCACUAAAAACAAGAAAACACAAAUCUACGGUGGCCAGGACAGACCAAAUAAAAUGCUAAUUUAUAAAGAAAAAUCGCUUUUCUGUUUUUUUUCAGAGAUGGAGCCCCACCCCCAAAAAAAGAUACCACUUUCCAUCUUGUAAAUUCAACAAAAAGUAAAGCCUUGCGUUUUGUAAAUCUGUGUCAAAUUUGAACAUGAUACUAAAGUUAUAAAACCCAUUAUUUACUAACAGACUUUAGAUUUCAAUAGAGAAGAAAAAUAAAAUUAUCUGUAAAAAUGUUUACAUCCUCCAUAAAAUCAAAACACCUACAAAUCAUUUUUUUCGGUCAAUUUUAUUACAUUUUCCGCCAGGUUUUGUGCAUAUUUUAAAUACUUUUCUAGGCAUUAUUGGGCAAAAAAGCACUCUGAUCUGUUGUCAAAAGUCAAAGUGGGCUUGUCUUGAACAACGUUUCUAAGGUCUGACUGAUGUGUAGUUUGGUUCCUCUUUAAAACCUCUGGUAAAAACGAGUCUUCUGCUGUUAUAACUUCUUGCCAAAUGAAACUCACUGGAUAACUUUCUGUCAUGGUAGAAAGCAUGUACUCUGUAUAUUUGAUUUACAUCUAUACUCUUGUGUAAAAACAUGAAUAUUUUUGCUUCUAUUUAUUCGGAGGGACAGUCAGGGGGCGGGAGGGCCGGGUUAAACUGUAAACUGUGUUUAUUGUUUUGUGUUUGCUGAGUGAACUCGUACCUUUUUUUUAUUUUAAAGGAUAUAAACGGACAGUGUGACAGCUGUUAACAUGUGUAUCUCUGCAUGUAUUAUUUACUUUCUGUUGAUCAUAUCAGAUUAAAGACUCAGUUUGCAUCC